AUGAGGCACAAGAGCUUGUGUCGGUUUCUUUUCUCUCUUCUUCUCCCUUAUCUCUUUUUCUUCUUCCUAACUUCUUUUCUCAUUGUUCUUUUCAUCUUCCUUUUCCUCCCUCUCUUUUUCCUCUCGUUCCUUUUUUCCUUCUGUUUCCUCACCUUCUUUCUUUUCUUUUCUCAGUUUCCUCUCUUUUUUCUGUUUCCUCUUCCUCCUUCUUUUUCCCUUUUUUCUUCUCCCUUUCUCUCCUGUUCUUUUUUCUCCUCCUCUCUUUUUCCUCACUUCUUUUCUUUUUCCUCUCCUCCCUCCCUCCUCUCCAUCCCCUUUCCUUCCUUCCUGAUUCUUUUUUCCUCUCCUCUUUUCUCUCUCGAGGAAUCUCUCUCACUCUACUUCUUUCUCUUUCUCUCUACUUGUUUCUCUCUCUACUUCGUUGUCUUUCUCUUUGUCUUUCUACUUUGGCUUUCUCUCUCUCUCUCUCUCUCUCUCUCUCUCUCUGCUUUUUUGUCUUUAUCUCUUUGUCUUUCUCUUUCUCUACUUUUUGUGUCUCUCUUUCUGUCUAUUUUUCUCUCUCUCUUCACUUCUAAUUUUUUUUUUCUCCGUUUCUCUACUUCUCACUCUCCUCCCACUUAUUUCCCCCACUCUCUCUCUCCUUCCCCACUUAUUUCCUUCUCCCUCUCUCACUUACUUUACUUAUUCCCUCUUUCUCUCUCAUUUCACUUUUUCCUUCCCUCUGUCAUUUUUCUUCUUUCUUUCUCACUUCUUCACUUCUUUACUUCUAUUUGUCGCCCUUCAUUUAUUUCUUUUUCUCUUCUUCACUGCUUUUUUUUCUCUCUCUCUCUCUUUCUCCCUCUCUCUCUCUCUCUCUUUCGUCCACGUUUCCUUUUUUCUCUCACACUCUCACCAACGUCUCUUUUCUCUCACUCUCUCUUUCUCUCAUCCACUUCUUUUUCUCUCUCCUACUUCUUUCUUUUUCUCUCUCUCAUUUCAACUCUUUCUCACUUUCCUUCAUUUUACGUUUUUCUUUCUUUCUUUCUUUCUUUCUUUCUUUCUUUCUUUCUUUCUUUCUUUCUUUCUUUCUACAUCUUUACGCCCAUCGACAGCCUCCCCUUAUUUGUCAUGAAAAUCCCCUUUUAA
Messenger RNA from Acanthosepion pharaonis, 1125 nucleotides. NCBI's taxonomy places the organism in Eukaryota, Metazoa, Mollusca, Cephalopoda, Sepiida, Sepiidae. The record is from the annotation of a GenBank genome assembly.